This is a messenger RNA of Oncorhynchus masou masou (cherry salmon), 1248 nucleotides long. It is a transcript of the gene rnf2, whose product is annotated as ring finger protein 2. Gene Ontology annotation, cellular component: PcG protein complex; ubiquitin ligase complex. The transcript has 8 exons. Bases 74 to 1108 code for a protein of 344 amino acids. Gene Ontology annotation, molecular function: chromatin binding; ubiquitin protein ligase activity. The record is from RefSeq and is a predicted model, not a curated record. Lineage: Eukaryota; Metazoa; Chordata; Actinopteri; Salmoniformes; Salmonidae.
GCCAUAUUGAAAUCGCCAGAACGGGAACGCGCUGACUGCAUAGUCUGUAUCCACAACACAGCAUAUUGGGACUAUGACGCAGACAGUGCAGACGAACGGGGUGCAACCCCUCAGUAAGACCUGGGAACUCAGUCUGUAUGAGUUACAGAGGACUCCACAGGAGGCCAUCACAGAUGGGCUGGAGAUAGCCGUGUCCCCCAGGAGCCUCCACAGUGAGCUGAUGUGUCCCAUCUGUCUGGACAUGCUGAAGAACACCAUGACAACCAAGGAAUGUCUGCACCGCUUCUGUGCCGACUGCAUCAUCACCGCCCUCCGAUCAGGCAACAAGGAAUGCCCUACGUGCAGGAAGAAGCUGGUGUCUAAGCGGUCCCUGCGGCCGGACCCUAACUUUGAUGCCCUCAUCAGUAAGAUCUACCCCAGCAGAGAUGAGUACGAGGCCCACCAGGAGAGGGUUCUGGCCCGCAUCUCUAAACACAACAACCAGCAGGCCCUGUCCCACAGCAUCGAGGAGGGCCUCAAGAUACAGGCCAAGAACAGGCUGCAGCGAGGGAAGAAGCACCAGCUGGAAAACGGCAGCGGGGCGGAGGACAAUGGUGACUCCUCCCACUGCAGCAAUGCCUCCGUCCACUCCAACCAGCAGGAGGCGGGGCCGAGCAUCAAGCGUACCAAGACGUCAGAUGACUCUGGUCUGGACAUGGACAACGCUACAGAGAACGGAGGGGGAGGUGACGUGGCCAUGGACGGAGCCAGCGAGAUAGAGCUGGUGUUCUGUCCUCAUCCUACGCUCAUGGACAAGGAGGACACCGUGCAGACCAGUGUUGAGUUUGUUCCCAGGUACAUCAAGACGUCGGGUAACGCCACAGUGGACCACCUGUCUAAGUACCUGGCUGUGCGUCUGGCUCUGGAGGAACUGAGGAAGAACGGAGAGGCCAGCCCUGUCAAUGUAGACGCUGCCUCAGAGAAACAAUACACCAUUUAUAUCCCUACAGCCAACGGCCAGUUCACGGUGCUGAACGGCUCUUUUUCUCUGGAGCUUGUCAGUGAGAAGUACUGGAAGGUGAACAAGCCCAUGGAGCUGUACUUCGCCCCCACCAAGGAGCACAAGUAGACCGCCUGGAGUACACCUGGGGGGGUAGACCGCCUGGAGUACACCUGGGGGGGUAGACCGCCUGGAGUACACCUGGGGGGUAGACCGCCUGGAGUACACCUGGGGGGUAGACCGCCUGGAGUACACCUGGGGGUAGACCG